AGCCAAAGAUUCAGUCUUUUUCUACUGAUUUAGCCGUUGAGUUUCAGUUUCUUCCCCACCAUUUCUCUGCGUUUUCCCCAAUUUUUCAUUUCUUUAAUAUUAUAUUAUUCCUCCUUUGAUUUAAUUAAACAAUUAACAAACCCUAAAAAUUAUUAAACCCCUCCAUUGACCUCCCUCUCCUUCUUCGCCUUGUUAGUCACGCUCUCUCUCUGUGAACAAAAACCCUCAAAAUUCUCGUUCUUUCGGCAAUGCGCGUUGUUUUGCCCCUCUCAGCAUGAACAACAUCUCUCACAGCUUCUCCUCCUCCACCUCCUCCUCCGUCAAUUCCGCCUCCAUCACCACCGCUGAUCCGAAUGCAAUCUCGAGUCGGAGGAGCAUGGAUGGUAGUCAAGCCUUGGCUGCUGAGCCAUCGCGUCGAUGGCGUGACAUUUUCUGGUUGGGAGUGUUUCUAAUUCAUUUGGUUUUGGUGGGAUGUGCACUUAUAGUUCUGGGAAUCAAUAGGUUUAAGAAAACAGAUAGGCUAAACAUAGAUAGGUACACCCAGAGGUUUUUGGAAAAUCAAAGGGGGUUGACGGAGAACUAUUGGCUGCUUUAUGCUCUUGCCGGUGGAGUUGGGACACUUCUUGGUUGGACAUGGUUGUUCUUCCUCCGUUCUCAAGCGAAUCACAUGAUGAAGUUUGCGGUUCACAUCUUGACUACUUAUCUUGCUGUGAUUAGUGUUCUAUUGUUUUGGAUGGAACAGUUUUUCUGGGGAGUUGCAUUUGCGAUUGGUGCUGUAUUGCAGUUCAUGUAUGUUCUUUCAAUUGUGGACAGACUUCCCUUUACCAUGCUGGUGCUACAAGCCGCUGUCAAGAUGGUAUGGAGUCUACGAGAAGUUAUGAGAGUAGCAUAUGCUUUCAUGCUUAUUAUGCUUGUUUGGAUGGUAUUAUGGUCGUUUGGGGCAGCUGGUGUUGUAGCUUCAAGCAUUGGAGAUGGUGGACGCUGGUGGCUUCUUGUGGUUCUCUCUAUAAGCUUAUUUUGGACGGGGGCAGUACUCUGUAAUACUGUGCAUGUUAUAGUGUCUGGGAUGGUGUUUCUUGUUCUUAUCCAUGGUGGUAGGGAGGCACCAUCAAUGCCUCCAAACUCACUGAUGAAGUCUCUUCGGUAUGCAGUCACAACUUCUUUUGGCAGUAUCUGCUAUGGUUCACUUUUCACAGCUUUCAUUCGGACACUGCGGUGGAAGAUCAGGGGAGUUCGGUCCAAGAUAGGCAACAAUGAGUGUCUACUUUGCUGUGUUGAUUUUCUCUUUAAUCUAGUGGAGACUCUUGUCCGUUUCUUUAACAAGUAUGCCUAUGUCCAGAUAGCUGUUUCUGGCAAAGGCUUCAAUCAUUCAGCGAGGGAUGCCUGGGAGUUAUUUCAAUCUACUGGAGUGGAGGCUCUUGUUGCCUAUGAUUGUUCAGGUGCUGUUCUAUUGAUGGGAACUGUUUUGGGCGGGCUUAUUACAGGAACAUCCGCGGGGAUCUGGACAUGGAUUAAGUAUAGGGACAGAGUGGUUAUGGUGGGGUCCACUGCAAUGUUGAUGGGAAUGGUCUUGGUGGGGAUAGCAAUGGUGGUAGUGGAAGGUGCCGUUACAUCUAUUUAUAUCUGUUAUGCAGAAGACCCCUUGUUGAUUCACAGGUGGGAUGCUGAGUUCUUCAACCAGAUGUCAGAGAUGCUACACCAGCGUCUUCAACAUAGGAGCUCACGAGCGAGGGAAGUGUUAACCCACCAUCGCUUUGAUAACCACACACAAGAAACACUCCCUGCCUGAAAAGUUACCCGUGGUAUAAAAUGUACACUGUUAUAGGAAUCUUUGUCACUCACAGAAGAGAAAUGUGAUAGGUUUUUGAAGUUAUUGGUUAGGGAGAGCUAUGUCCAAUACCUUCACGGAAUUGGAUUCAAGUUGAGGUGUGAAGAAUGAGACAGGCAAGCAACUUCGUUGUUCUCUCGAGCAUUCAAUUAUUAAUCAAUAUCAUAUCCAGGUGGAGGUGCUUUGCCAAGGAUUUUUCCGGUGAUGCAUUCGUUACUUCCGCUCCGUUAACCGGAUAUAGCCAUGGAGGUAUCACUUGUUUUUGUUGUCCAUAACUAGGUUUUUUUGUUUCGGGGCCUCGAUUAUGUAAUUUGUGAAUUAUCAAUUCAUGGAAAGAGUACACUUUGAUUUGUAUCUGUUACAUGUAAUCAAAGAUUGCAUGCCUUUAUCAAAUAUAUAUCUGUGUCUGAAAAAUCAAAACAUCCAAGUCCAAUUUUGGAAAACCAGUUGCGGGCUUACGGCAACAUUUUUCUAUAUUUAGCUCAAGGAAAAAGGAGUCACAAGGGGAGAGACUCUGUUUUCGUCAUCAAUGCAAACAUUACAAAAGCAGUAAACUCCAGAAGCUCAGAAAUUGCAGGCAGCAUCAUUACAGCAAAUAAGCUAGAGAGGGAAAAGCUUCUUUUCCUUGUAAUAAGGCUGUACUCGACGCCUUCUCCAACUAGUGGCCCGCAAUAUGGAGGGAAACUUACCUACACUAAAACACCAAACGUGUGAUUGUGGUGGUGUCUAAAUGAAUCAUGCAUUGUCAUGCAGUUUAGCUUUCUUGCAUAAGCAAUGUGUGAUUAAUUUGAAAUAUUUACUUCCAUAUGCUUUCUGAGGAAGUGUUUGAAAGUGGUUUUCCAACGAGUU
Molecule: messenger RNA, 2677 nt
Organism: Malus domestica (apple)
Lineage: Eukaryota; Viridiplantae; Streptophyta; Magnoliopsida; Rosales; Rosaceae
Biological process (GO): transmembrane transport
Molecular function (GO): transmembrane transporter activity
Source: RefSeq, a predicted model, not a curated record